This is a messenger RNA of Colletotrichum tamarilloi, 4077 nucleotides long. RefSeq lists its product as uncharacterized. NCBI's taxonomy places the organism in Eukaryota, Fungi, Ascomycota, Sordariomycetes, Glomerellales, Glomerellaceae. The record is from RefSeq and is a predicted model, not a curated record. Bases 1 to 4077 code for a protein of 1358 amino acids. The transcript has a single exon.
AUGGCAUCUGAUGCGAGGGCCAGGGCAAACGUGCCCCGCAGAGUAGGCAAGCAGACUACGAAUGGCAUGGACUCCUAUCAUCGUUAUGUAGCAGAAUCAAAUACGCCGCCGCCGCCGCUGCCGCAAGGGGACAUCGUCGCCCGGCCGUACACCAGUCACUCCCGUUCCUUUAGCACGCCGCGUCCCUCAAUAAUAGAACCGUCUUCGUCAGGUAGCAGCAGCGAUGCCGAUAGACCAAGACCGCUACCGGUGCCCGAAAUUACCAUCAGUAGCCCAGGAAAACCGCCGAGGGCCAACCCUCGAUACUCAUUGACGCCUCGCCAGGCAACUUUUCCUCCGAUAAAUGCUCAAAGGCUAGCGGUGCCAGGAGUGAGGCCGCCUCCGCCCGCGCAACAAAUACCACCGGCCCCACGAAUACAACGAGUUCAACCACCACGUCCAAUCGCCUCGACACCACCAACCACGGCCGAUUCUGAUGACCUACGAAAACGAAAUGGGUUAGUCGACGUCGCUCUUCCGUACCGACCGUUUUAUCUCCAAAGGAGGGUCCUCAGCUCGUUUGCGGUCCUCUUCGCCGGACUCAUGGUAACCGUAGAAGCCGUGUUGGACCUAUCAAACAAAAGAGGAGGACUCGGUUCGCCAGAGCAUGGGUUCAGAUAUCUAUGGCAGUACGGUUCGGCCUUCAUCUUCACCUGUAUCGCCGCAUUAUGGGCGAGACCCGAACACCAGGCAAAAGCCAGCGCGCCGUGGCUUCGGAUGGCAAAGGGACCUGCGAGUGUGGACAGGACCCUGAUGCUCGACUACGUCUUCAUAUUCGAGCCAUGGACCAUUGCGAAAGCAACAAAGAAUCGGGACUGGCUCGUUGCGGCCACGGCGUCUGUCGGCCUGACGCUCAAAAUCAUCAUCGUCAUCGCUGUGGCGCUCGUCAGCCCAACGUUCCAGAUUGUGACUGCUCGAGGUGUGAGUUUGAACCUACACAACACGUUUGUGAACGAUCCCACUGGGCUACGGAAUGCUGGUGCCCUGCCUUUCUUCACAAUGACAGCUCUCCAGACGAAAGGCCUCAACUUCCCAGACGGCACUUCCAAAGAAUUCGCUUUCCAGUCAUUUUCUGCGGACUUGCCCGCGACAGCUGAGCUGAGGACCAAUGUCGACGGCUUCCAAUCCGAAAUCGAGUGUGAGCCGGCACAGUUCACCUUGAACGGUGUCCAGUUCAUCCAAGCUUCGGACGUUCAGCUCAACGCCACUGUCUCGACUCCGAAUUGCACCUUGACGCAAACCAUUCCGAAUAUGGCGCUGAUUGGCUUCACACUUCCUACCUUCUUCAUGGCAUUUCAGGCUGGGACGUGCGGGAACUCGCCCUUCCCAGACGAUGGGAGGGUGGUCGUCAUGACGGGAGCCAUCCAGAUUAACGAAUCCAGUGUACCGACGGAGAGCGACAUUUUCAAUGUGCCCAUUUCGGGUGCUGUUUCAAGGUCUGCAGCACUGAUAUGCCGUCCAUCGUACUUCCUCACCAGGGUUCAUGUCACAAAGAACAACACGCAACUCAUCAAGAUCGAACGGAACCGCUCUGCAACGAACAAGACCCUCGAGCUGGUUCAUCCGUGGGACAUUGUACAAGGACACUUCAACUCCUAUCCCACCGAUUCGCAGAUCCUCGCAGCGAUACCAAAUAUCAAUAGUCGGUACCCCGGCAUCGCCAUUGUUGCUUCCGACGCCGUCAUGAACUCGGCUGUCGCUAUGCAGAUCAAGGACUACGGGCUUCCUCCGAUCGAGACGUUCCUGAAGACGGACAACCUGACCCAGAUCUCGACAGCGUACUGGAAGCAGUAUACUGCUCUCGUCGCACGGAGCUCACUGAUGGGCGAGACGCAAGAGAAAUCUACCGGUACGGCCAUCAUCAUUGGAGAGCGGCUCAAUGUUCGCCAAAUACCAGCGCACCUCCUUUCUGGCCUGCUGGGCUUCGUUCUAAUAUUAGUGUUGGCUGCAAUUGCCCUCGCGCCAGCAAAAGGCUUUCUGCCCCGCGACCCAAAUACCAUUAUCAACAUGGCCACCCUCCUCGCUCACAGUCGCCAGCUUCUUCAGUGUCUACGCGGCACCGGUGCUGCCGACACAUCAGUCGUACGAGAGAAGCUGCUCGGCACGAACUACUACACCGGCGUCGAACCCUACGAGAAGGCCGAAAAGGAGGCGAGAGGAUACUUCAAGAUCUUUGGUGGCGCCCCGCCCCCUCAGAACCAGCCGGUCGAGUUUGUACGAAAUGCCGAUUGGAAGCAUCCGCUGCCGCUAAAUCCAUGGGCAAGGUUCGCCGCCGUGGUGACUAUGAUUGGCAUGAUCGUUGCCCUUGAAGUUGUGCUUCGUAUUUCCAACGCACACGCCGGCAUCGCGACGAUCAAGGCAAACACCGACAAGCAUUUUCUAUGGACAACAGGGACCGGCGUCAUUUUCGGUCUGGUGGUGCUGUACCUCGCCGCCGCGGACUGUGCGACCCGAUGUCUUGCGCCGUACGCAAAGCUUAAAGAAGGGGGAUCCUUCGAGACGACGGUUCACUUGGACUUCAUGGACAAGUCCAAGCAUAGAAUCCUGUUCGAUGCCGUCAAGACGCAAAAUAUCGCUGUCGUGUUCACCACCACCGCUCUAAUCGUUGCGUCGCUCCUAGCGACAUUCUCUGGGGCUCUAUACAGUACGACACCAAUCCCGUCUACGCGGCCCGUCAACCUUCAGACCCUCGACAGCUUCAUUAAUGCGUCCUCACCUUGUCCGACCUGUACCACUGAUACUCUUCUUGCCUCCCUGAUCCUCGACGCGAACCUGACCUUCCCAUCAUUCACCUUUGAGGACCUCAACUUCAACAGUCUGCAGCUAUCGGAGCCCCUCGAUAUGCAGGACGGCGCCGGGACCAUUAUCGCAACGGUGCCUGCCCUUCGCUCACGGCUCGAUUGCAGACUCUACCCGCAAUCCGAGAUCAACACAAACUUUACUGUCCCUGACUUGCCGAAUCAGUUUUCACAGGACAUGAAGGUCAACAUCGCCGGUGAGCCGUGCCUCGAUCCAUCAAUCCGGUCCAACGCCGUCUUACCGCCGGGCGUCUCCCCCUCUUCCGUCUUCGGCGUCGCUACACCACGGUCUGCUGCUUCGUCGCAGUGCUCCGAUUUCACCUAUGUCUGGGGUCAGCUUUCCGACAGCACCCCCAUGCAGGUGGGCUACAUCUCAGCCAUGGGCUGCAACGAGACGCUCGAGACUGUAACGGCCAAGAUCCGUCUCACGGGCGCCUCACUACACGUGGACACAACCUACCCGCCCAUCGUACAGGAAAACACCGCCAAGCCGAUCAAGUUAAGACUGCUCCCGUUGCAGUACGGACUCCUCGCCAACCUCACCACGGGCAACCAGCUCGAUCCGUUCUUCAGUUCACUCGUCACAUCGCGAUUCGCGGUGCCCGCGGGGAACCUAGGCGAUCCGGGCCUGGGCAAGAGCGGUCUCGUAGCGGAUGCCAUCGUCCGGCAGCACGGCAUCUUGCGCGCCCAGAACCUCAACGUCAACUCCCGUCGUCGCCUCCCGGACGUGACGGCGCAGCAGGUCAUCCCCGCCAUGCUCGAGUCGACGUCCGUCACCUCUCUGCGCCGUCUGGUGCAGGACACCGCUUCGACACGCAUCAUCCAGUCCGUGCUCGGUCUCCUUGUUGCCUUAACGCUCGUUGCGUGGCUUCUCACGCCCGGGACGGAUACCAUCCUCCCGCGGAACCCGUGCAGUAUCGCUUCCGUGGCAGCGCUGCUGGCCGACGGCAAUGUAUUUGGGUUCUUGGGCCGUGGGGCGGAGUGGCAGGCGACGGAAGAGAUGAAGCGCAGCUUCUUGGACGGGAGCCACUCGAUGGGAUUCAAGAUUGGGUAUGAGCGGGUGAGGAAGCGCAGGGGCGCGGAAGACGUCAAUGGGGUGAGGGGAGACGGGGAUAUGGCGUACGGCAUCAACGUCAAGCGUGGGGGCGGGUGGGGUGGAGGUGAGGAUGUUGGGCUUGGGAUCUUGGCGAGGGUGAAUGGGGCGCAGAGGGGGUUUGUUAGGGGAUGGGGAAAGAUGUGA